AUGGAUAGGAUAAGUCAGUUACCUGAUGAUCUUCUCUUGAAAAUAUUGUCGAACCUUCCUUUUACUAAUAAUGUCAUGGCCACAAUGGUUUUGUCAAAGCGGUGGCAAUUUCUUUGGAUGUUGGUGCCAAAGCUCGUCUACGAUGAUGGAUAUAAUGACCUUAAGCGUGAAAGAUUUAUCCGGUUUGUAGACAGGUCUUUGUUGCUGCACGAGGCCCCAGUUCUAGAAACUUUGCAUUUUAAACUUGGUAAAACAUGUGAUGUUCAAGAUUUUCGAGUGUGGAUUAGAGAUGCACAUAAACUUUGCCCGCGUGAGCUGAUCAUCGAGAUUGAUAAUCAUUCUGAAAAUGAUACUCCUGUCACACUCUUUAGGAGCUUAUAUAAAUGCUUCAGAAUGCUCGUGACAUUGAAACUAAGUUAUGCGGUUCUAGUGAAUGAUCUUUCUUCCGACAUCUCUUUCCCAUUUCUCAAAAGGUUGAGUCUUAAGGCAAUGGGGUAUCCAGAUGAUGAUUUUGUAGUCAAGCUUUUAUCCAGUUGUCCUGUUCUUGAAGACUUGGAUGUGACGCUAUGUACAUUUGACAAUGUGGUCAUUUUAAGCGUUAGAGUGCCUUCCCUAAAGACUUUAGUCGUGAGUAUAUUAGACGAAGGAAAAUUAUUAGAUGUUUAUGGGUUUGUGAUAGAUACUCCUAACUUGGAGUGCUUGAAGAUUGAUGAUUACAGUAGUAGAGGGUUUUGUGUCGUCGAGAACAAUAUGCCUAAGAUUUUAAAUGCAGUUGUCUGCUGUUAUGAUCCACAGAUUUUGAUCUUGAAAUCUAUAAUUUCAGCUAAGCGCCUUAAUCUUUGCUUACCAACCUCAAAGAAUGCUUAUCCUGUUGGUAGUGUCUUCCACCGUCUUGUACAUCUAACGCUAUGCACAUGUGAGACUGAAUGGUUGAAUCUACUUAUGUGUCUUCUUAGAGAUUCACCUAAGUUACGAGCUCUCAAACUUAUACAGGACCAUGACCUUCGGAAUAACCAACAACGCCCGAGCUGGAGUGAACCGACUACAGUUCCUGAAUGUUUGUUAACCAGUCUUGAAACUCUUGAAUGGGUAAAAUAUGAAGGAACAGAAGAAGAGAAACAAGUAGUGGGAUUCAUCUUAAGGAACGGAAACUUUCUAAAGAAAGUAACUAUAGACCCUAACUGCACCGAUGAUGCCGACGGCAGCAAGAAACUUGAGAUGAUGAAUGAGUUGUUGCUUUUGCCCAGUUGUUCGUCUGUUUGUCGAUUUGCUUUUGAUUGA
Camelina sativa (false flax) is the source of this 1281-nucleotide messenger RNA. NCBI's taxonomy places the organism in Eukaryota, Viridiplantae, Streptophyta, Magnoliopsida, Brassicales, Brassicaceae. The record is from RefSeq and is a predicted model, not a curated record.